Carassius gibelio (silver crucian carp) is the source of this 7942-nucleotide messenger RNA. RefSeq names its product peroxidasin. Gene Ontology annotation, molecular function: protein binding; peroxidase activity; heme binding. The coding region runs from base 110 to 4540 and encodes 1476 amino acids. Gene Ontology annotation, biological process: response to oxidative stress. NCBI's taxonomy places the organism in Eukaryota, Metazoa, Chordata, Actinopteri, Cypriniformes, Cyprinidae. The transcript has 23 exons. The record is from RefSeq and is a predicted model, not a curated record.
AUUGGUCUUUCAUGCCGUCUAGUACACGGGCUGUAACACUGCCCUACUUCCCACUGGACUGCUGGAUUCCUGCACAGUGCACACGGCUCUUUCGGCGCACUGGCUGGUCAUGGCGUUGCGGACUGUCCGAAACUUACCCUGUUUUUUAAGUGUACUCGGCGUGUUGCUCCUCAGCAGUGGCCCAUACUGUGUCUUGUCAUGUCCGAGCCGCUGUUUGUGUUUCCGAACCACUGUCAGAUGUAUGCAUCUAAACCUGGAAUCAGUACCAGCUGUUCUUCCCCAGACAACAAUCCUAGAUCUGAGAUUCAACAAAAUCAAGGAUUUACAGCCAGGAUCCUUCAGACGAUUAAAAAACCUCAAUACACUGCUUUUAAAUAACAACCACAUUAGAAGAAUCCCAAGAGGAGCCUUUGAAGAUUUGGAAAGCCUAAAAUAUCUCUAUUUGUACAAGAAUGAAAUCCAGGCGAUAGACCGAGAAGCUUUUAAGGGCCUUGUCUCUCUAGAACAACUAUACCUGCACUUCAACAACAUCGAGUCUUUGGAGCCGGAGUCUUUCUCUCAUCUUCCCAAGCUGGAGCGGCUGUUUCUGCACAACAACAGAAUUACUCAUCUUGCAUUAGGAACCUUCUCCCAGCUGCAGUCCAUGAAGAGACUGCGCCUCGACUCAAACUCACUGCACUGUGACUGUGAACUGCUGUGGUUAGCCGAUCUGUUGAAGCAGUACGCAGAGUCUGGUAACGCUCAAGCCGCGGCUACAUGCGACUAUCCAAGCCGCUUGCAUGGACGCUCGGUCGCAACUCUCACUGCAGAGGAGCUCAACUGUGAAGUUCCCCGGAUCACAUCUGAACCGCAGGAUGUGGACGUAACCUCUGGGAACACUGUGUACUUCACAUGCAGGGCAGAGGGCAACCCCAAACCUCAGAUCAUCUGGCUCAGAAACAACAAUGCUCUGAACAUGAGGGACGACACGCGUCUCAAUCUUCUGGAAGAUGGGACACUGAUGAUCCAGGACACGCGGGAGACAGACCAGGGCGUUUAUCAGUGCAUGGCCAGAAACGUGGCUGGAGAGGUGAAGACCUCAGAGGUCACCUUGCGAUACUUCAGAUCACCAGCUCGACCUAGUUUCGUGAUCCAGCCGCAGAAUACAGAGGUUCUGGUCGGGGAGAGUGUGACCCUGGAGUGCAGUGCGACGGGCCAGCCGCAGCCCCGCGUGACCUGGACCAAAGGAGACCACACGGCCCUCCCAGUGGACCCCCGCAUCAACAUCACUCCUUCAGGAGGUCUCUACAUCCAGAACGUCAAUCAGGCCGAUGGGGGACAGUACACCUGCUUCGCAAGUAACAAUGUGGACACCAUCCACGCCACUGCGUAUAUCAUAGUACAGGCUCGUCCUCAGUUCACAGUGACCCCUCAGGAUCAGUCCGUGCUGGAGGGUCAUACAGUUGACUUUCCCUGCGAGGCCAGCGGUUACCCUCAGCCUGUCAUAGCAUGGACUCGCGGCGGCAGCCCCCUGCCUAACGACAGACGGCACGUUGUUCUCUCAUCGGGCAGCUUGCGCAUCAGCCGCGUGGCCCUUCAUGACCAGGGCCAGUACGAGUGCCAGGCGGUCAGUCCUGUUGGCACUGUCAGAGCAGCUGUUCAUCUCAACAUCCUGCAAACCGUAAGGCCUGUUUUCACAAGCGCUCCAAGGGAUACGACUGUGGAGUCUGGAUCAGAUGUCCAGAUUCCGUGCAGCGCGCAGGGUGAACCCACACCUAUCAUCACAUGGAGCAAGGAUGGAGUCCAGAUUACAGAGAGUGGGAAGUUUCAUAUCAAUCCAGAUGGCUAUUUGGAAGUGCAAGACGUGGGGCUUGCCGAUGGGGGACGAUAUGAGUGUGUAGCCCGCAACUCCAUUGGAUAUUCCUCAUCUAGCAUGGUACUAACAGUACAAGUCCCCCAGGUGAGCAGGGAGGGUGAUCCGUUUGUCUCAACGUCCCUUGAAGAGGCCAUUCGGAGCAUAAACAGCGCAAUAGACUCCACCAGGAGGCAGCUCUUUGACGGAUCUCCUCGUACUCCUGCGGAGCUUCUGGCUCUGUUUCGUUACCCCCGGGACCCCUACACAGUGGAGCAGGCCAGAGCGGGAGAGAUUUUUGAGCAGACCCUCCUACUAAUCCAGAGGCAUGUAAACCAGGGCCUCAUGGUGGACACUAAUGGAACUGCCUACCGCUAUAAUGACUUGGUGUCACCACGUUUCCUGGAUAUGAUCGCUAACCUGUCUGGCUGCACGGCCCAUCGGCGCUUCAACAAUUGCUCGGAUAUCUGCUUCCACCAGAAGUAUCGCACCCAUGAUGGCACUUGCAACAACCUGCAGCACCCCAUGUGGGGCGCCUCACUCACUGCCUUCGAGCGAUUGCUAAAGCCUGUCUACGACAAUGGCUUUAAUCUCCCACGUGGUGCCACUGAGCGAAGGCAUAACAGCUUCACUCUGCCUCUUCCACGCCUGGUCUCCACUUCCAUGAUUGGGACGGAGACCAUCACCCCAGAUGAUCGCUACACACACAUGCUUAUGCAAUGGGGCCAGUUCCUUGACCACGACCUGGAUUCAACCGUUGUAUCCCUCAGCCAGUCUCGUUUCUCUGAUGGACAGUUGUGUACCUCGGUGUGCACCAAUGACCCACCUUGUUUUCCAAUCAUGUUCCCUCCUGACGAUCCACGGCAGCGGCACAACGGAGCACGUUGCAUGUUCUUUGUACGCUCUAGUCCUGUUUGCGGCAGUGGAAUGACCUCUCUGCUUAUGAACUCUGUGUAUCCACGCGAGCAGAUGAACCAGCUCACCUCCUACAUUGAUGCCUCCAAUGUUUACGGCAGCUCGCAGCACGAGGCAGAAGAGAUCCGUGACUUGGCCAGCCAUCGGGGCAUGUUGCGGCAGGGCAUUGUGCAACGCACUGGCAAGCCAUUGCUUCCAUUUGCAACUGGCCCACCAACAGAGUGCAUGCGGGACGAAAACGAAAGUCCCAUUCCUUGCUUCCUAGCUGGGGACCAUCGUGCCAAUGAGCAACUUGGGUUGACAGCUAUGCACACGGUUUGGUUCCGUGAACAUAACCGCAUAGCCAGCGAGUUGCUACGUCUCAAUCCCCAUUGGGAUGGCGACACCAUUUACCAUGAGACACGGAAGAUAGUCGGAGCCCAAAUGCAGCAUAUAACCUACAGCCAUUGGUUGCCCAAAAUACUGGGCGAGGCUGGCAUGCGGCUAAUGGGUGACUAUAAUGGCUAUAAUCCCAAUAUUAAUGCUGGCAUCCUCAAUGCUUUUGCCACUGCUGCCUUCCGCUUUGGCCAUACACUCAUUAACCCCAUUCUGUACCGGCUCGACGAAAACUUUCAGCCCAUCCAGCAAGGACACAUUUUGCUGCAUAAGGCUUUUUUCUCACCCUUCCGUAUUGUGAACGAAGGAGGCAUCGAUCCUCUGCUCCGUGGCUUGUUUGGAGUGGCGGGAAAAAUGCGAGUGUCCACUCAACUGCUUAACAGUGAACUUACCGAACGCCUUUUCUCGAUGGCGCACGCCGUGGCACUUGACCUUGCUGCCAUGAAUAUCCAAAGGGGACGUGAUCACGGUAUACCACCUUACAAUGACUACAGGGUGUUCUGCAACCUGACAUCCGCACAGACGUUUGAUGAUUUAAGGAAUGAGAUUCAGAACCCCAGCGUGCGAGAAAAGCUUCAAAGGCUCUAUGGCACACCUCAGAAUAUUGACCUGUUUCCUGCUCUGAUGGCUGAAGAGCUGGUGCCUGGCAGCAGACUGGGACCAACCCUCAUGUGUUUACUGGCAACCCAGUUCAAGCGUCUCAGAGAUGGUGACCGGUUUUGGUAUGAGAACCCUGGCUCCUUUAGCCCUGCUCAGUUAACUCAGCUGAAGCAGACGUCUCUCGCUCGGGUGCUGUGUGACAAUAGUGACAACAUCACCCGAAUUCAGUCAGAUGUCUUUAGCGUGGCUGAAUUCCCUCAUGGUUAUGGAAGCUGUGAUGAUGUACCUAAGAUUGACCUACGUAUGUGGCAGGACUGCUGUGAAGACUGCCGCACUAAAGGUCAGUUCAAUGCCCUGUCGUACCACUUCAGAGGCCGCAGGUCAGCGGAGCACAGCUAUGCAGAGGACAAACCUGCCACUAACCUCACCGACAACAGCAGCGCUUUGGAAGAAGCUCGAACUGCAGUUAACAUAACUGUGUCACCAAAGUCAAGCACUGAACCCUCCGUUAAGGAUUUCCAAGACUUUGUUGCUGACAUGCAGAAAACUAUCACAAGUUUACGAAAACAGAUAAAAAGACUUGAAGGCCGUCUGAGCAGGACAGACUGUGCAGAUGAGGACGGGAGAGAGCGAGUAGAUGGAGAGCGUUGGAAGAAGAACCCCUGCACCAGCUGUCAGUGUCAUGAGGCCCAGGUGACGUGUUUUGUGGAAAAGUGUCCGCCGGCAGCAUGUCUGAAGCCAGUGACGCCAAAAGGCUCUUGCUGCCCCGUGUGCCUCAACCAGCCAUCACAACCGCAGGAUAACGAGCGCCACGUAUAACCUCAGCACACUUAACCAAUGUGACCUUGAGCUCAUGCCUCCAUUUGUUCCAUAGUUGCGUAUCAGGGUUUUUUGUUGUUUGUCACGUAUUGAUAUUUUUGUUUGCAUAUCCUCAGAUGCCCUAAACAAAGAAACAAAAAUACACUACCUUAAAAAGUAUUUGAACAGAUGAAUGUUGGGGCCCUGUUUUCCCCCUAAGGCAUGUUAACCGGGAGACAACCACCAGAAGUGUCCAUUUACGAGAUGGGCAGCUCCGGUCCUGGAGGGACACUUUCCUGCAGAGUUCAGCUCGAUCACUAAUCAAACACACCAAACCAAAGUCUUCAGGAUUACUUGAAAAUUGCAGUCAGUUGCAUAAAAAAAGCAUAUAUAUAUAUAUAUAUAUAUAUAUAUAUAUAUAUAUAUAUAUAUAUAUAUAUAUAUAUAUAUAUAUAUAUAUAUAUAAGCUUAAAUUUGAGAUUUACUCAUUUAAAUUGCAUAUAACAUUUCUGUCGUUUUGGACUGCACAGUUUUCACUAAGUGGUAGUGAGUCAGUGCGAUACAUAUUUUCACCAUUAACAGAUUUAUGCUUAUUCUGAACAAUGCAUUUUGCAAAUGUUAAUAUUUAGAUCAAAUCAAAUAGAUGCAAGAGUUAAAAAAUAUCUCUGGCAUCACAGUUUAUUAGAUGGUAAAACUGUAGAAAACAACUGGAUGGAAUUUUUAUAUGCAGUUCAAAUGCAGAAAUCCUAAACGUAAGCCUAAAGAGUUUGUUUGACUGUGGACGCAGCUGAACUCUGCAGGACGAUGCCUCAUUUCCGGUUGCUUUACAGUAGAAGCAUUCUCAGGUUUUUGAGAUGCUGCAGAACUGGUGCUAUCUUACUCCAUUUAAAUGAUUUACCCAAGUCUUAAGAGUGUUAUUUUAUGCAUUUAAAUGUUUUGCAAGAUGCAAUGCAUCAUACAGUAUAUACACUCAUUAUGUGCUUUUUAAAACUACACUUGAGCGAAAACCCUUCGUUUUGUAGUUACGCAAAAAAAAAUUUUUAAACUUUAAUCAUACUUUUACUUUGUUUAUGGUUCAUAGUAUCAUAUUCUGGACAUAUGUAGAAUAUAUUAGUACCCGCUUUUUUAUCUUCCUCUCACGUGGGAAAAAAUGUGAAUACCUUGAAAUCAAUCUUUGCAAUGGGGAAAAAAACUCUACUGAUCACCAAAUGUUUGUUUCCCUUGGCAACUGCGGGUUUUCUGAGACCUGGUGUUCUUUGCUUUAUCUUGACAGAAAGCUGUUCUAGAUGUUUUUGGUUUGGGUGUGACGGAGGUGAAGUGUUUGGGACGUGCAGCACUGAGCUGACGUCAGGCUCUCGUUUCGGCUGUUACUGUACUUUUCUAUAAUGCUCUGUUCUACCGGCCCAGUAUUUAUAUUCUUGUCAUGAAUGAAGUUCCAGAUGUUUCCUCCCUUUUCAGACCGUGUUCAGAGAGAUGUAAACAGUUGUGCCUCAUCACAAUACAUCAACUGAAAAGCACACACUACUCUCUCAGCAUCCAGGGUUCCAUUAUAUUCAUAUUCAUUCACUUUUAUCCAGCAGAAGAGCAAUAUUUGAGAUGAGAAUUGCAUUUAUGUUCUGAUUCCAUUAACUAUACGUUUUAGUGCUUUUAAGGAAUCACUAAAUAAUGUUGUACCAUUUGAACUGAAUAAGAGUCAUUUGUUUGCGAGUCAUUUGUUACACUGCUCAUGCUGUAUGUUUGUUACUGUGCAGCCAGCAGGAAGUUCACAAUGUUAUUCGUGCGUUUGCCAUGUGUUUUUUUCCUUCUUUUUUUUACCCAGUACCCAGUGUUUGUCAUGUUCAGUUUAGACUGAAGACUCAAGAUUUACUUUGAUGCUGUGGAAAAUCUUGUUUAGUCACUUAGUUUGAUGUUCUAAUCAUAUCAGUAGAAGUGUAUUGAGCAUAAAGAACCAUUGUUGGAAUCGGAACAUAAUGAAAAUCAUACAUAUACACAUACUGCUGAUCAAAAGUUCGGAAUAUUAAAAUAAAUAAAUAUUAUUAUUAUUAUUUAGUUUAUUUUAAUCAGAGAGGCUGCAUUUAUUUGAUCAAAAUACAGAAAAUAAAGGAAUAUUUUGAAACUUAAUUUCAAUUAAAAUAACUAUUUUCUAUUUUCUAAGCUGCAUUCUUAGCAUCAUUCAGUUUUUAGUGAAACAUUUUUCACUUUUUCUCAUUGUUUUUUUGUAGAAACUGUGAUGCAUUUUCUUUUAAGAUUCUUUGAUGAAUAGAAAUAGCAAUUAUUUUAAAUAAAAUAUUUUGUCACAUCAGUUUAAUGCAUCCUUGUUGAAUUAAAGUAUUAAUGGUAAAACUUUUGAAUAGUAAUGUAUAACAUUUUCCCACAAAAAAAUAAAUAAAUAAAAAUAUGCAACAACACAACUAUUAUCAAUAUUGAUAAUUUAAGAAUUAAAUAAAGAAGUAAUAAUUCAAAAUUCAGCUUUGAAUCACGGAUGAAUUCUUUUUGAACUAUUCAAACAGAAAAUGCUUCUUUUAACCUGUAAUGACAUUUCACAAUAUUAAUGUUUUUACUGUAAUUCUGAUCAGAUAAAUCUAGACUUGGUGAGCAGAAGAGACUACCUUCAAAGGCUUUAAAAUCAUAUGUAUUCCAAACUUUUGACCAGUAGUGUAUAAUAUAUGUAUUAUUAUUAUUAUUAUUAUUAUUAUUAUUAUUAUUAUUAUUAUUAUUAUUAUUAUUAUUAUUAUUAUUAUUGUCAGUAUUAUUUAAAUAGGAACUGGUCCUGAAUUCCCAACCCUGGGAAUUCUACAACUCUUCUUUUGCUGAAUGUGACAUUUCCCCAACACACCUUGUACCAAAGACCAAACACGUGUAUGUGUUGUUUCGUGCACUGGUAAGACGUCUGAGCUGUGGUGUGUUUUAGUUGUUUUGGAGUCCGACUCCUCGAGUCUCACUGAAAUUGAAAGCCAUAUCCUGAGCUGGAGAGCUGCUCCUCUCUAAACAUUCCAGUGUAUCCUGAUGAAACGCCAUCGAGGCACCAUUACAUCCAGUCUGCUUGGACGCUUGCAGUCGUGCUGGUUAGUGAUUGGGAAAGCUACUGCUAUUGUGUUAAGCGCAGCUGAAUUUUUGCCUGUUAUUUUUCUUUUUUUACCAUUUGUGACUGCAUUCAACUCUCUUAUCUCUAUUGUAUGACUCUAUAUCAGUGUUUUAUUACUCCCAAAUGUCCUUCCUUCCUUCCUAAAUGAUCUAACAACCUCUUGAAGAUCUUCCCCCAAACCAAACUGUGCACACAUUGCCAUGGACAUGCACUGCCCUGCGAGACUGAACAUGCUCAAGUGGUCAAAAUGAUUCUUAUAUUUUGUAUUGUAUUUUUGCCAAAGACUGUUUGCACUGCAACGUAUGCCUUUCAACAAUAAAAUGGCCACAUAAGACACA